UACAGCGGCAGACACCCGCAGCGUGCCCUUGUAGCUUCUAGCUAGCUACUUGAUUAGUAGGUAAAUAGAGUAAGCGUUGAGCCAUAUGAACAAUAUUUUUCAAGCUUACACACAUUUUUUAGGCAAAAGUUUUUCCAUACAUUUUUAAACAUCUUUUUAGGCUAUAGACAUGCCGACUUCUCCCGUAAAGACACGCAUUCCGCUGACAAGCUUUGGUCAUCUCAUAACCGAGGUCAAGAAACAACUCUUUGGGAUUAAUGCACCAAACCCAACUCAACUGACAGGAUGGAGGAAAUAUUUUAACAGCUACACAUUACAAGGACGCAGAAAUUUUGUUCUUGCCACAUAUGGUGCUCUUGCACUCACAGCUGCUGCCUACAUGCUGAGGCGCAGCAGGAAGAAGGAACUUGAAACCGCAUCUGUGUCCUCGUAAACAAAAAAAAAUGUUUCAGUUUGGGGUUUUUGAGGGUUAAAAUGUAUAAUAAAUUAUUUAUAAUCACCACAUGAAUGGACUGUGGCUAACAGAUUGUUGUCCAUUUGACUCUUUUUCGUGAUUUGCCAACAGAGUGCAGAAAUAUUGAGUGUCCGUGCUUCUUUUGGAAGCAAAUGGGGCAGUUGCUUUGUUUUACAAUGGUUGGUUGUAGAAACUAGCAAUUAGCGCCAUUUCUAGCUAUAAGAGGUAUAAGCAGCCGCUUUGGGCCCUUGAGCCACCAGGGUGCCCCACAAAGCAAGGUCGUUUUUUUAUAUUUAGGGGCCAAGCACCGAAGGUGAGAAGCUCCUAUGGGAUCUGUUAGUGUUCUUAUUAUUUUUCCGUGGAAAGUCUAUGGCAGCCCAUAGAACCGUACCAAGGAAAGAAUUUGUCACACUGAUAGAGUACACUGUCAAAUGUAACUGACCCAAAUGUGGUGUCUCUCACUCCAACCCUCUAGUGUGACCAACAUUUCAAAAUGUCUCUUACGUUUUGGAAAUGGUUAACCCUUUUCUGAAGUGGUUAUUUUGAAUAAGUAUUAUUUUAAUUUGUUACUCCAAAAAGCAUCUUGCUGUCUUAAAAGUAUUUGCCUAUGUUGACAAAUCUCCCUCUCAAAUGUAACUGACUCAAAUUUGGGGUCUCUCACUCAAACCCUCUAGCGCCACCAACAGUUCAAAUUGCCACAUACCUUUUUUGCCUAACUUUUGAACCGUAAGUCCUAGUAACAAAAUAAUUUUCCUACUGAUUCCUUGGGUCAUGCCCCAGAUGCUGCAUUGUGUUUCGGCUCCGCCAACUCGGCUUUUCGGCAUUUCAAAUUUUUGGUUAAAACCUACUUUUUCAAACUCCUCCUAGGCUGUGUGUCUGAUUUGCACAAAAUUUGGUACAUAUCAUCUAGAGACACUCAUGACAAAAAGUUAUGGAAUUCAUGAUGAUAAACCAAACUGUUCUUAUAUAACUCAACAAAUAUGACAGCGAGUACACCAAAAUGCACGUAAAGCUAUAUCUUUGCAACGAUUUAUGUAUUGACAUGAAAUUUACAAUAUGUCAUUACAAGCAUGACCUGAGUGUACCUGCACAGUUUUGGCACAGUGCCACCUAGUUGUCAGGAAAUAUGAAAAACCUCCAAUGUUGCUUAUAACGUCUGAAUAGUUUGGCCUAAAAUCAUGAGACUUGUCUCUUUAGAGUCCCUGGUGCAUAAGUUGAAUGAUAUCCAAUUUUUCUAUGCCUGCAUUUUUGGGCUUCAGCCGUGACCAGGCACGAGCCGGUAUGGAACUGGCAAGCCAAGUACACCUGGAGCUUUAAAAGUGAGUCUGAUUUGCAGCUGUAUUUUUUAAAUAUUUAUUUUGUUUUAUUUACAAUCUUUGUAAAGUUAUUUAUUGUUAUUAUUAUUUUAUAAAAGGGUGGGCCUCCAAGUAGGAAUUUGCUUAAGGGCCCCCAUAUGCUCAGAAAUUGCCCUGCUAGCAAUGCUAGCAAUGUAGACUGUAACACACACUUGAAAUCCUGUCGAAUGCAAUGCUCAGAGGGUUUGCAGUCAGAUUUUUAGACUAGAGAAAUAUCAGUGCUGUUUUAAAAUGAUUCUGUGCUUUUUGUUUCAGGAUCAUCAAUUCUGUUGAUUAUGAUGUGGCAUCAUUCUGAAAGUGAUGAUGUUUUCCUAUUGCAUUCCACAGUAGAUUCUAAUGUUAAGACAAUCAGCUGGCAAACUACCUCUUUCUUUUAAGAGACCAGUUUCUUGUGGUACCUGGGUCAGCCAAAGUGAAACUGAAAUGAAAAAGCACCUGCAUUCAGGUCUGCUGUAUGGCUGUACAGAAUUACUUGUUUAUGUGUUGGGACCAUGGAGGAAUGUCAUGAUUGGGCCCCAAUCGAGAAUGGUCCAACACAAUGACACUGACCUUCCAGUUGUGCCACAAGGCCCAUCCAAGCCAGCAGAGCCCUCUACGCCCUGUUCUGUCCCACCAACACACUUUCGCCCCUUUCGCCACCAGCAGGACUGUAAUCUCAUCACCCAGGCUGUGCAUCACUUGAGCCACAGUGGAUUUUAUUGGGGUCCCUUGGAUGUGGAUGAAGCUCACGCACAACUUGCCAAGCUCCCCCUUGGGACAUUCUUAAUCCGGGAUAGCAUGCAGGUGAAUGUUUUCUUCACUCUAAGCUAUCGGGCUCCCGAGGGACCUACAAGUGUACGGGUGCUCCUGAAAGAUGGGGGUUUUAAUUUGGCUGGGAGUAAACACAGUUUUCCUUGUCUAUUUGCCCUGCUGGAGUACUAUAUAUCCUCCCCCAAAAAGAGUCUGAGUAAGCCCUAUCGUGGAGAAGCAGCACAAAGCCUACAAGAAAUGGCAAGGAGAGCAGUGGUGCAAAGUUUUGGGAAGGAUAGCAUUCAACAACUCCCUGUGAGCAAGAAGCUUAAAGAAUUUCUGUGGUUGUACCCAUUUAGUAUAUGAUCAGAUUUGACCUGUUUACUUUCACAUUUUUCCUUUAAGAAAGUGUAAUUUUUUAUCAUUUCAGAGGAUUCAGAAGCAUGGGUUGCUAACUAGAUCAUACUGUAGUGUAUUUAAGUGUGUGAUUGUUUGGGUUAUUUACAGAAAAAAGCACUACGACACAGUUUUAUAUGAAAGAUACUGCAUAAUCGGUAGCCUACUUUUCCAUCAUGAUUGAUGACAAUGAUUGUUUUAAGCAAUUACUGGUACUGGUAAAGUGUUACAGUCUGUAUUAUUGAAUAGGACAACUUUGUUACUUUUAAAUAUUAUUGUCUUUAUAUAUGAAUGUAAACCCGUGAAGACACAUAGAACUGGUACUGACCAAUAUCAGUAUAAUAAUUUACAUUUUGUGAUUCAGUACAAUAUUUAGACUUAUGCAUUAUGCCAUUCUGCCAUGCAGAUAUUCAAAGCAUUUCACCUAGUUUGAUGUUAAAAGAGUUUUGUUUAGGAUUGCAUUUUUAUUAUUACAAUAAACAUAAUUUAAGUAAUCUGUUUAACUAUUUAGCCUAUCAGUUGAUUUAAUUUACUGUUAUCUAUCUCUCUCUGUUUCUCUUUUGCUUUUUCUAUGCACUAAUGGUUUACUUGUAAUCUGACCCGACCAGGAAUUGCCAGAAACAUACUAAGUUCACACUUCAAAUCAAAUCCCUUUAUUGUCACUCAACCAUAUACACAAGAACAACAUUGUGUGAAAGUCUUGGGCCACAUCUAGGGGAACAUACGAGUUAUGUAUCCACCAGCUGUAACCCUUCAUGUUCCAGCAACUAUGAGAGUUAUGCACUGAAUAAAAAAUGACGAGUAAGAUUUACUUAAUUGUUAUCUUAUUUUAAA
Molecule: messenger RNA, 3768 nt
Organism: Xyrauchen texanus (razorback sucker)
Lineage: Eukaryota; Metazoa; Chordata; Actinopteri; Cypriniformes; Catostomidae
Gene: socs1b
Product: suppressor of cytokine signaling 1b
Exons: 5
Coding region: 2146-2904 (252 amino acids)
Biological process (GO): phosphatidylinositol phosphate biosynthetic process; intracellular signal transduction
Cellular component (GO): phosphatidylinositol 3-kinase complex
Molecular function (GO): 1-phosphatidylinositol-3-kinase regulator activity
Source: RefSeq, a predicted model, not a curated record